Messenger RNA from Cydia pomonella (codling moth), 3441 nucleotides. It is a transcript of the gene Fatp3, whose product is annotated as long-chain fatty acid transport protein 1. Gene Ontology annotation, biological process: triglyceride homeostasis. NCBI's taxonomy places the organism in Eukaryota, Metazoa, Arthropoda, Insecta, Lepidoptera, Tortricidae. Gene Ontology annotation, molecular function: long-chain fatty acid transmembrane transporter activity; long-chain fatty acid-CoA ligase activity. Gene Ontology annotation, cellular component: endoplasmic reticulum. The record is from RefSeq and is a predicted model, not a curated record. The coding region runs from base 158 to 2155 and encodes 665 amino acids. The transcript has 12 exons.
AUAACUAUUAACACAAGGCAGUGUUGUCGCAACAAUCGUCGCGCGCGCACGCUACUGCUUCUACAAACAUUUAUCGCAUAGUUUCGGAAUUUUUAAUACUAGUGAUACGUUUUUAAGAUCUGAUAAGUCUACUAUGCACCCAACAUAACACCUCACCAUGACAGAAAAGACAGUAGUCCGUUUCGAAGAAGCGGAACGUAAGAAGACCACCAUCCUCACUUCAAUAGGAGCUGCUGGCAUGCUACUAGGAUGGCUGGUCAGAGGAUCGAGCCUCCUGAUGACGUCUGUGGCCCUGGUAUCCGCGUAUCUGAUGACCGGGAAUAGAUACCAGUGGAUCUACAUUUGGAAGAAGACUUUCUACAGAGACAUGUUAGGCCUCCGCGUGCUGCUGAUCACCAUGUUCAAGAUCUGGAUGUGGGAGAAGAAAGGCAUGACGGUGGUGAAGCGAUGGGCCGAGGUGGCUCGACAGGACCCUGACAAAAAGGCAUUCGUCAUGGGCGACCGUCAUCUGACAUUCCGGCAGGGAGACGAAUUCAGCAACCGCAUCGCCUGGUACUUCAAACGUCAGGGCUUCAAGAGUGGUGAAGUAAUCGCGCUCUUCAUGGACACCCAGCCAGAAUACGUUUUCAUCUGGUUAGGUCUAGCCAAGCUCCGUGUGACCACGGCCCUUGUUAAUACGAACCUUAGAGGCGCUCAGUUGACGCAUUGUUUGAAGAUCGCUGGAUGUAAGGCGUUGGUGUUUGGAGAUGAGCUGGCGGAUUCCGUCAAAGAAAUCAGGAGCGAGAUCCACGACAUACCCCUCUUCCAAUUCAACUCCCCUGACCGCCCAGCAUUGGAGAAGCCACCUACAAUUCUGCAGGAUGCCGCGCCGCUCGCGUCAGAGCUGACGGAGAUGAGUGCAGAGGCUUUUACUGAGGCAGGCACUGCCAGUCCGCGAGACACGCUCUUGUAUAUUUAUACUAGUGGGACCACUGGGUUCCCUAAGGCUGCAGUCAUUACUAAUAUUAGGUAUCUCCUAAUCCCACUAGGAGUCCACACUUCAGCACGGCUGUCAUCAUCCGACAUCGUAUACGAUCCUCUUCCACUGCAUCACACUGCAGGUGGAGUCCUUGGUGGAGGGCAGGCGCUGGUGCUAGGCAGCACAGUGGUGCUAAGGAAGAAGUUCUCCGCUUCUAACUAUUGGAAAGAUAUCGCGAAACAUGGAUGCACUGCAGCCCAAUACAUCGGUGAGAUAUGCCGCUAUCUACUGGCAGUUCCACCCUCGCCUAGUGACCGGGCGCAUAAAGUGCGCGUGAUCAUGGGAAAUGGACUAAGGCCACAGAUCUGGCAGGAGUUCGUCGAACGCUUCGGCGUCGAGAGGGUGAUGGAGUUCUAUGGGGCGACGGAGGGGAAUAGCAAUUUGAUUAACUUGGAUUCAAAAGUAGGAGCCAUUGGUUUCUUGAGCCGGCUCGUAUCAUCAAUUUAUCCUCUUACUCUAGUCAAAUGCGAUGAAAUUACUGGUGAAAUACUAAGGAACAGUGACGGCAGAUGUAUAAGCUGUGGACCUCAUGAACCUGGUCUAUUACUUGGUAAGAUAGAUCCAAAAAAAGCCAUCCUUACAUUCGCCGGCUACGCUGACAAAACUGCUUCAGACAAGAAAAUGGUCCGCAACGUGAAGAAAGAAGGAGACUGUUACUUCAACACAGGGGAUAUCCUGGUUAUGGACCACUUCGGAUACUUUUACUUUAAAGAUAGGACUGGAGAUACAUUCAGGUGGCGAGGCGAAAACGUGUCGACGGCAGAAGUGGAAGGAGUCAUAAGCACACUCGUUGGACUCAAAGAUGCCAUAGUUUAUGGAGUUUCUAUCCCAAACGUAGAAGGUAAAGCGGGCAUGGCAGCCAUCGCCGACCCCGAGAAGAAACUUGACAUCCCCUACCUCACCAAAGGACUACGGUCUUCUCUCCCUGCCUUCGCCAGACCCCUUUUCCUCAGAGUGCUGCCCGAGCCUCCCCUCACUUCUACCUUCAAGCUGCGUAAGAAAGAUUUAAUAGAACAAGCCUAUACAUUGGGCCUUCAUGAGGACCCCAUGUAUUUCUUAGACCAGAAGACUGGAGAAUAUGUUCCGUUGACGAGGAAGCUGUAUGAUGACAUAGUCAAAGGUGUUGUAAGAUUGUGAUUCUUGCCAUGUUGAGGGUUCUUGUUGAACUCUUAGUCCUAUUUAGUUUUAAAAUUGUUUUAAGUGGACUUCGUUUAUAAAAAGUAUUUUAGGAAAAGUAUUCAGCCCACAAAAAUCUGUCAAUUUCAAGCUUCUGUUAAAAAAAGUCACUUUUAUAUGUAAAUUUUUGAGGAUGGGUCCUUUUCGCUAAACUACAUCCAAGUAGGAGAAUAACGGUGAUGUUCGGACGUUAACUGCGUUACUGUUGCGAUGUCGUUUCGGCCGUUAUAUCUGUCAAAUUCCUAGAUAAAAUAAGUGAUGGAAUGAACGUCAUUAUCGCGGCAGUAAUACAGCGGUGAACGUCACUCACUUUAACAUAUGACCGCCACCAUAAAGGCGGGUUGCACAACACACAAUCGACAAACUGAUCUGCUUUAAACAUGGUGACGGUAACUGUCAUCCUACAGCGAACUGUCAAAGUCUUCAAGCUUAGUGAAACCGGUUCUAACUUCGAGCAACACUGGGAACAGAGACGGCAUUCGUACUAUUUCCCGUCUGCCGAAGCAUAGGUGCAACUGUACCUAUGGCGUGUUGUGACUCGUCCGUACACAAAAAAUGGUCGAUGUGCGCAAGAUUUGUCUUUGACGUGUGACAUUUUCUAUGUAUUUGCACGUCAUUACAGAUCGGAUUUUGAGUGUAACUGUGCACGUUUUCCCAGAAAAAAUGGCAGAAUGAUUUGUACGGUAAGAUAUCGCUUGGGCUUCUACAUUUCGACGUGUCAGAACUCAGACGCCAGUGUUGCUCGAAGGGUUCUAAGGUUGAAAAUAAAUAGAUUACACCAUGAUCAGUGAAUACAAUAUGAGCGAAUGUAGUUUUGGAGGAACGAAUCUGGAGGACGCAAUCUCUUUUGUCAGGGGUUUUGAAUAAAGUGGAAUUAGUACACAGAACAACAUGGCAAGGAAGGUCUGUUGGGGCAAAUACGCUUUCUUUAGAAGCACAAAUAUAUUUAGUACCUAUUAUUUCAUUAAGGUACGUUCACACACACUUUGCUCAAUUAGGGAAAUUGCUUAAUCAAGGAACCGUUACGUGACCCAAUUUAUUUUAAGGAGGCGCACUUGUUACAACUAGACAAAUUAUUUUAUCAAUGUAAUUUGUGAAUACAUUUUGUGAUAAAAAUGUGAUAAUUUAUACCAAAAUUUACUGUCAUGAAACAAAUCAGCCAUUAUAUUGUAUCUAAGAAGUAAAAUAAGGAGUCUAAUACUGUUAUAGACCAAGAUUUAUGAAAAUAAAUAAAUGUAUAUAAAGGA